Messenger RNA from Agrilus planipennis (emerald ash borer), 5387 nucleotides. It is a transcript of the gene Ac13E, whose product is annotated as adenylate cyclase type 9. Gene Ontology annotation, molecular function: adenylate cyclase activity. NCBI's taxonomy places the organism in Eukaryota, Metazoa, Arthropoda, Insecta, Coleoptera, Buprestidae. Gene Ontology annotation, biological process: adenylate cyclase-activating G protein-coupled receptor signaling pathway; intracellular signal transduction; cyclic nucleotide biosynthetic process. The record is from RefSeq and is a predicted model, not a curated record. The coding region runs from base 437 to 4717 and encodes 1426 amino acids. The transcript has 4 exons.
ACAUUGUGAGGUAGGGGAUUCGUAGAAUCGCCAUCUGUCGUUUGUCAAUCACGAUUAAGAGCUGGUUGCUUGCUGGUUUCAUGGUAGGUUGUCGGUUUGCGCGUUUGUUAAUUGGGAAUUUAAUGUUUCUUCUCGUCAGUGUCGGGCAGGGUCUGUUCAACGAUAAUGUAUUGUGGAACGUAAACAUUAUGAAGGCGUGUACACGUUGCUCUACAGGCAACGUAACCCAUUUUAUCGGGCUUCGGAGGCGAGCAGUACUUCGGUCCGAAUUCAAAAUAAAAAAUUUCCGAAUAUCCAAACGGCAACUGAUUGAACAACAACCGAACCGAAAAUGUGGCAUUCGAAUUGAUUUCUUUGAAAGUACAUCAAUUAAUUAACGUAAUCAGAGUGCGCGUCCGAAUUCUCUUCACGCGAGUGUUUUCAUUUCGCUUCGACGAUGACCAGUAAGAAGAAGGCUUCGUGGACAAGUUACAUGAGAUCCGAAUCUCAAAUUGACAACGAGCAACAAUCGGAUAUAACUGUCGAUGAGGAGAACAUACAACUGUCCAUCGACCCCCACAUUCAGAAAUAUUUGGCCCAAGUGUCUCAAGAAUCUGGAUGCUGGGGACGUUGUCUACCCAUACCCUUCGAAAGGGCAGCGAGCAAAUCCUGGUGGCAUCUCACUUUCGACUCCCAAAUCCUCGAGAAACAAUAUCGGAAAAGCGUGAAUGCCUACAAUCGACUGAAAUUCAGGUACGCCCUUUGGUAUAUCCUCCUCAUUUCGUCAUCGUGGCUCAUAUUUUUCCUGUCGAUUGGCAUCUCAUACGGUACUCAACGAUGGCCGAUCCUGUGCACAAUCCUUGCGGCUGUGAUUUUCUCUGUUGUGACGUUUCUCCUUCUCACCUAUCGCGAGUUUUUCAACGCUUACAUGUUUUACGUGUCGCUAAGCGUUGCCGUGUGUCUGUGUCUCAUCAGUCUGUCGUUCCUGGUUUUGAUUCCCGUACGUUUCGAGCCGUAUUUCAAUCGUCAGACGUCCGACAUAAGUCCAGUCGGUCAUUUUUCUCUUUGUACCGAAGUACUACUGCUCAUCUAUACCGUGAUCCCGUUGCGUCUCUAUUUAACAAUAGCAAUCGCCAUAACAUACUCGGUCUUGUUCGAAGUGCUCACGUGGCUGGUGCACCACAAGGAGAGCGAAGGAUUGACGAUGCUGGUUAGGAUCCUGCUUCACUUCUGCAUCCACGUUAUCGGUCUCCACUGUCUCGUUAUGACGAACGUCAGGAUGAGGAACACGUUCAUGAAAGUUGGUCAAAGUUUGCUGGUCGGGCAGCAGCUUAAAGCAGAAAAGAACCUCAAAGAGAGCAUGUUACAUUCCUUGAUGCCUCCGAAAGUUGCACAAUGGUUGCUUAGUGAGGAAGAGCAUUUUGUAAAGAACGGCUCCGAAUACAGGGAUUCGGGAGAUUCGAGCUACAUCCGGUCCCUCUUCAGACCAUUCAACAUGAAUCGGAUGGAAAACGUUAGCAUCCUCUUCGCUGACAUAGUCGGAUUCACGAAGAUUUCGAGCACAAAGAGUGCCGAAGAGUUGGUAGACAUCCUCAACAAGCUCUUUCAGAAAUUCGACGUCCUAUGCAAGCAGAACAACUGCGAGAAAAUUUCGACCCUCGGAGAUUGUUACUACUGCGUCAGCGGAUGUCCCGGACCGCGUCCCGAUCACGCCAGAUGUUGUGUCGAAAUGGGACUGAGUAUGAUACAAGCGAUCAAGCAAUUCGUUGAAGAAACGAACGAAGCGUUGAACAUGCGGGUGGGUGUGCAUACGGGGACGGUGUUGUGUGGGAUUGUGGGGACGCGGCGGUUUAAAUUUGACGUGUGGAGUAACGAUGUCACCUUGGCCAAUCGAAUGGAGUCGACGGGAAAACCGGGAAUGGUGCACAUUUCGGAGAGGACUUGUGAAUUUCUUAGGGAUCAAUAUCUAUUGGAAGAAGGAGAACCCGUAUUUGGCCUGAAAACUUAUUUCAUCCUCGGAAAGAAACUAGACCGUCCCUUGUCCUAUUGCGACAGCUACAGAUUGAAGAAAAAGGAGAAUUCGAUUCCAAAUAACUCGCUGCAGCUUGUCGUGUCUCCACCGACGUCGCCUCAUUCCAUGUCUCCCCAGACCCGACCAAGAGUUCUCUCCUGUGACAAUUCGGCUGCUAAAGGCUCCUACAGUGGCAACACCCUAUCUCCUGACGUCUGUAAGAUCAAAGCAAGCAGCCUGCCCAGCAUUCUCGACGAGCAAGAACUGGAAGUGGAAAAGAUCGAAACAAAUGGCAACGAAGCGAUCAAAACCCCAACGUCAACGACGAGCUCAGGAAGACACUCGAUGAAACUCAAAACGUCGUGGAAGAUACCGAACUUUCUCAGGAAAUCGGACCAAAAUAAACUGGGCACGAAUGACGCGAACAGUCAAUCACACAGCAACCUGAACAUCUCCACCGUGGCCACCUGCGGCUAUCAGCAAGUUCCUACAAUAAUCGAAGCUGAUAACAACCUUCAAGUACCUGAAAUGCCCAUCAUAACACGAAGCAAAGGAUCGUGCAGUAACUUGAGUACUAACGAGGAAGAUAAACUCAGUAGCAUAUUUUUUGAAGAUCCAAAAGACACCAUAGACGUGAAGUCGUAUAUAAGUCAAUCGAGGUCCGACAUUGAUUACACCGCGAGCGAAUUUACGAGUUUUAUGCGAUCGGGAAGUUAUCGAUCUCAGUGCGGUAGAUCUCCUAACGAAUUCGCGAUAUUGAGCCGUGCGGGUAGUAACAGGUCGCGUAGGGGGAAAUCCCCGAAUUUCGAGGUUAUGUUGCCUCCAAUUGAAAGGACGCGUAGUGCCACCGUUACCGCGCCCAACCAGCCUACAAAAUCGAGCCGGACACUCGAUGUGCCUAACAAAAUUUUUACCAACAUGGAAAACGAUCAACUCAGCAUGGCACUUUCGUACAACAGCCGGAAAGACUCUGGAAUCAAGAGCAACAGUCGGAGAAGCAGUAUUCAACAGAUCGAGCAUCAGCUUCCAAGGUCGGAGAGUCCACACCACCGUCUUUCCGGCUACUUUACAUCUAGUCAGUGUAGCAUCAAUCACUCCCAUUAUCCUAACAUGCCAAGAUUACCCUGUCCUUUCUAUGAAAAAUACGGUUCUGGUAUAAACCAUAUUCGCAAACAAUCCGACUUGCAACUAAUCAAGUGUGUUCAAAAGAAUUCCGAGUCUGAAAGGUCGUAUUUCAUCAAACCACCUCUGUCCAAACUCACCCUCUUCUUCGAGAACGACAAAAUGGAACAAGAAUACCGAAAAAACGUCCACUCGAACACGGACUGCGAGUCGGUGCCGACAUUGGCUAAUUCGCGAUUUAACACGUACCUAGAUGUCUUUUUUUCGUUUGUCGUGUUUUCAGUGAUCUCGUUUUGUCUGUUUCUACUUUAUCAACCUACACCUCUGUGGUUGAGUGCGUUUGGGAUUUUCGUUUUUGCUCAAAUUUGUGCGAUUGCGUUGUGUUUCAAGAGGAUCUCGUUAUUUUCGGAGAAAUUCUUUUCGUUUUUUCCACGAUGGUACCGGUGGAACGCUUUCGGAGGACUUCUUGUCAGCCUCCCACUCGUCUCGAUCCUAUGCAAUUUCUCGUGCCCCAGGACAAUAUCCACGUCAAAACACGAAGACUACCUCUACAGUUAUCUGCUAUUUGUUGGUAUCGUGCACUUCUGUAACUUCACCCAAUUGAACUGUUGGAUGAAAAAUGUUCUUGCUACACUCUUCAGUUUGAUAUUUGUCCUACUAAUAUUCAGUGACUUUUGUCCCAGUACGAUCCAAACCAUUUUGAAGACGAGAAGCGUGUCCAUCAACAACGAAACUUCGUCCGACGAUGUAGAAACAGUGGACAAGUACCUCUACGAUUCGGAAAUCCUUAUGGUGGUACUUCUGUUACUCAUUUUGGUGUGGUUCCUAAACAGGGAGUUCGAAAUUUGCUACCGUCUCAGUUUUCACACGAGUUUUGUAGCAAACCGUGACAAGGCCCAUGUGCAACGAUUGAAAAACCAAGCCGAUUGGUUGAUAUACAACAUCGUUCCGGAACACGUGGCCGAGCAGCUUAAAAAGAACGCCAAAUACUCAGAGAAUGUCAAAAAUGCCGCCAUAAUAUUCGCUAGCAUAGUUAAUUUCAACGAAAUGUACGACGAGAGUUACCUCGGUGGCAAAGAAUUUCUACGAGUCCUCAACGAACUCAUCGGGGAUUUUGACGAACUCUUGACGCUUCCAGAAUUCAAAAGUGUAGAAAAAAUCAAAACAAUAGGCAGCACUUUUAUGGCAGCAAGCGGCCUAAACUCAACGAUGCGACUGGAACAAGAAGACCCCAACGAGCACCUUUACGCGCUCAUGGAUUUCGCGCUUGCCAUGCAAAACGUCAUCGAAAACUUCAACAGAGAUCUCCUGGAGUUCAACCUCAUCUUACGAAUAGGUUACAAUUUCGGAGAUGUCACGGCGGCAGUCAUUGGCAACACAAAGUUGUACUACGACAUUUGGGGCGAUGCCGUCAAUAUAGCUUCACGAAUGGAUUCGACAGGAGUCAACGGCAGGAUACAAGUGGGAGAACAUUGCCUGGAGAUUUUGGAGAAGAAGUACGAGUUCGAAAAGAGAGGAUGCAUCUACGUCAAAGGAAAAGAUAACAUGAACGUGUACUUGUUGAAAGGGAAACUGGAUGACACUGCUACAGAUAAUAACGAAUGACAAGAAGAUAAUAAGAAAACUGUUUAAUUAUUCAUUUGACAUUCCAUCAAUGAGGUUGAACCUUCCAUAAGAACCGAAAAGUAUUAAUAACUGUUUGGUCUAAUUAGUAUAGCAUUGUAAAGGUUCAAAAAUAUAUGGAAAAUCUCAGUUUUGAAAACGAGGCCGCCAAUUUAAUCAAAACACUAAUCGGUGUGCCACGUCUUGCCUAAUAGAAAGUACAAACUUGUGUUGAUUUUUAACAAAUACACCCGCUUGUUAACGAAUUCUUCAGUAAUUGUUUUUUGUAGGUAUUUAUACGACACAGUAAAUUUGGAACUGGUGCUAUUUUGUCUAAGGUACUUUUACAAAUAUUCAAAUACACAAUUACAGCGAUUGAAUUCAGAUCUUCAUCGAUAUAAUCGAUAAUGUUCGACACUAAAUCCGUAAAGCUAACAGUAAUAUAUUUGCAUUCUAUUAAAAAUAAAACAUAGAACACAGAUCAUUUAUAAAUGAUUACCCCUUAAAAUAAAUAAUUACUCUAUUGCUUUAGUAGGUAAUUAAAAUUUUUGCAUGUACGUAUUGUUAAAUGAUUUGAUACGAAUUCAAUUUUCUUCUUCUACAUUACAAAAAUUUAACAUUUAUCUUUAAUAAUUCAUAAAAAGAAAAAUUAUUCGAACUGACACGUAUUUUU